AUGCCCUUGGUCGACUGGCCGCGAUAUUAUCAUGCUAUCGCGCCAUUUCCUACUCAUGAGUACCUCUCUUCAAGUCCAGAUCUCAUUGUGGAGAUUGAUUUCAUGAGAAGAAUAACUGAUCUUUUACAAUCAACGGAUCCCCGAAUAAUUACAAACUAUGUCCUUUUGCGGUAUUCUUCGAGUUGGUCAGGAGAAAUGGGUGAGAGAUAUGAAGAUAUUUCUCAGGAAUUCAACCGAAUAAUGUAUGGAAAACAGCAGAAAGCACCUAGAUGGAAGGACUGUACCAGUCAGACUAUGCACCGAUUGCAUUACGCCACUGGCGCUAUAUACGUGAGAAAAGCUUUUGACCAGGCGUCUAAAAAUGUUACCUUGGAAAUGAUCGACGAUCUACAAGAAGUAUUCCGCGAGAUUCUUCUCACCACUGACUGGAUGGAUGAGCGAACUAGAACCGUAAGCUAAUG
Strongylus vulgaris is the source of this 461-nucleotide messenger RNA. Lineage: Eukaryota; Metazoa; Nematoda; Chromadorea; Rhabditida; Strongylidae. The record is from the annotation of a GenBank genome assembly.